AUGUACUAUAUUCAACCGUGGAUGCUUGCCGUAAUCAUUCCGCUUGCGUGCAUCAGAGAAGGUCAACAUUUAUUAUAUCAAUUACAUUUACUCAAUAAAAAAUCCUUUGCACAUAUUCGCUCAUCUAUUGGACUAUUUGGAUCUAGUGCUUUGUUAGCGUUUAGUCUUGAAUUUAGUGAAUUUCUCUUAGUUUCGAAUACAUCUUCCUUAACAUUGAGUGUAUCAGGAAUCUUCAAAGAAGUCGUGAUGCUGUAUUUAGCAGUUGAAUACAACAAUAAUGAGCUGAACAGAAUCAAUAUAAUUGGUCUUAUCAUAUGUCUUACUGGCAUAAUCUUCCACUGUAUUCUCAAGUUUUACAACAUACAAAAAGAAAAACCCGUCAUUGGUGAUUCGAUUGUCACUGAACGAUUGUUGUUGCAUCGAUUAGAAUCGACUGAUGAAUGGUCUUUGGACGGUGACAUGGUGAAUAUCCGCCGCACAAGUGUGAAUGAUUAA
Messenger RNA from Adineta ricciae, 495 nucleotides. The record is from the annotation of a GenBank genome assembly. Lineage: Eukaryota; Metazoa; Rotifera; Eurotatoria; Adinetida; Adinetidae.